Penicillium pulvis is the source of this 201-nucleotide messenger RNA. RefSeq lists its product as uncharacterized. NCBI's taxonomy places the organism in Eukaryota, Fungi, Ascomycota, Eurotiomycetes, Eurotiales, Aspergillaceae. The record is from RefSeq and is a predicted model, not a curated record. The coding region runs from base 1 to 201 and encodes 66 amino acids. The transcript has 2 exons.
AUGUCUGCCAAUCAUCUACUAGACAAGAAAGGAGAGACCAUCACGCAAGGGGACUACGUUUCCAUCAAGUCCCGUGGGGGACAUCGGGAGGGUGAGGUUGACAAGAUCGUUACUGACGAGGCAGGGGCUCAGGCAGAAAGGGUCGUGGGCCCGCCCAAGGCAAGUUACCCCCGAUUACCACUCUUCCAGUUGCAUUCAUGA